This is a messenger RNA of Helobdella robusta, 763 nucleotides long. RefSeq lists its product as hypothetical. The record is from RefSeq and is a predicted model, not a curated record. The annotation marks the transcript as partial. NCBI's taxonomy places the organism in Eukaryota, Metazoa, Annelida, Clitellata, Rhynchobdellida, Glossiphoniidae. The transcript has 2 exons.
GAAUAACAUUAACAACAACAACAGCAACAAUAGCAACAGCAUCAAUACCAACAUUAGCAACAACAUCAACAACAACUACAACAUCAACAACAACUACAACACCAACAUUAGCAACAACAUAAGCAACAACAACAACUACAACAGCAACAACAACACCAACAUUAGCAACAACAACAUCAGCAACAAAAACAACAACAACACUAACAUCAGCAGCAACAACAUCAACAACAACAACAUCAACAAUAAGAUGGCGUACGCAGAUAUACCCCUUCAAGUCCUCCCCAAGCCAGAUUAUGAUCAGGAUGAUGGUGAUGGUGAUGAUGGCAGGGGUGGGGGUGGGGGCAGUCAAUCCGAUAGUUUCUCUGACGAACUGCCUUCACUUUCUGAGUUCAUGGAUGAAGAACAUACUGAAUGGAUGAACGAACGUCUGGCCUACAUAACGGAAAUGAACAGCGAACACAACUUAUCCUUACCUAUGGCUUCAAACAUCCUCACUAGCCUACCUGGCAAUGAAUCGUUCAGUUACGAAAAAAUAAUUUCCAAAAGUACCUACCCAUACCUCUGGUGUUUCAACUACACCAGCUACCACAAGGAGACCCAGACCUUAGGCAACACCACGGUGAUUGUGAACGAUACCAUUAAUAGCAGAGCCAGGUGUUUGAAAGUACCGAAACACUUCAAUUACUCUCAGCCAUCUUGCUUCGACGAUUCAAAUAGAAAUAAUUUUCCAAGCGAGUCUUACGGAAUCUAUUUAACAAGGUAA